AUGGAGAUAGAGGUUAAUCGUGGUACCAGCAGAACAAGGACAAGCAGCGGCUCCAGCUGUGUCUCCAACAUCACCUUGUGUGUUGUUUUGCUGUUUGCUCUUCUAACGUGCGUCAUCGGCAUAGCUUGGCUCGUCAUGAACCCCCGCGAACCAAGCAUUCGGGUGUGCUCUUCUGUAUCCCACUUCUCUUUGUCUGAUUCACAGCUCAGAGGCACGUACGACAUUGGAUUCAACAUAAGCAACCCCAACAAGAAAAUAGACGUGUUCCUGGACAAAUUUAACGUUUUGUUGAGCUAUCAAAAGGUGGAGCUUGCUUGGGGUACAGUGCAAGUUCCUAUCUCCCUGGAGAGGACGAGGGAGACGAAUGUGAAGGUUCGCAUGGUAAUGGAGGUGGGCUCUGGCGAGCUGGGGAAGAAGCAGGUAUUUGCAGAAGUGCAGGAUAAAUGGAGGAGGAAGAUGACAGUGAGCUUCAGCGUGAGAAUGAACGUGAGAGUUAGACUUGAAGCUGGGAACUGGCCACCAAAGUCUAAGCUUUUGAAUCUCAAUUGUGGUUACCUUCUUGUCUUUCGAGGCCACGAAGAUGCCGGGAAGUUUCUGGGAUAUGCAGAGACUGGAGAGAAUCUUCGUCCGCAUCCAGAUUCUGCUCAGUUGUUUGUUAAACUCUAG
Messenger RNA from Prosopis cineraria, 666 nucleotides. RefSeq lists its product as uncharacterized. The record is from RefSeq and is a predicted model, not a curated record. The transcript is spliced from 2 exons. NCBI's taxonomy places the organism in Eukaryota, Viridiplantae, Streptophyta, Magnoliopsida, Fabales, Fabaceae. The coding region runs from base 1 to 666 and encodes 221 amino acids. Gene Ontology annotation, cellular component: plasma membrane.